UUGCCUCUGGAAUAAAUGCAGAAAGAACAAAGCUAGGGAAGAAAUGCACAAAGAAAUUGACAGAAUAGAAUCACGAAUAAAAUACCUCCAUUUCUCCGAAGAUCGAGAACCGGAUACAAGACAGGAACAACAAAGUCCAAAAGUGCGAAUAAAAUCAGUGCAAUGGGAUUGGAAAAUGUUUGAGACUAUAAGAAAGGAAGUGGACAGAGAAAAGAUGGAACAGAGUAAGUCACAAGAAAGUGAAGAAACAUUUACUGAGUUUGAACAGGAAGCAGAAAAUGGGAGUCAGACUGAACUAAGUGUAUACGACUCUAGUUCAAGUAUUCUCCUCAAUAGUCUCUCUUACACUAUUGACUCUGCUGAUGCACCUCCCCCAGUCCUGGAUUCAAAGCCCAGACAUUACCACUGCCGAAUAUCAGAAUCAUCAAAGUACAUCACACAAGAAAUGAAUACAUGCCAGAUGACUUCUACUCACCAUAAUCAAAAGACCAAAUCAUCUAAAAAAACUUGGAAAACAGGACGAGAAAAGACAGUAAUAAAGGUUGAUAAUAACAAUUUUCCCAAGAUUAGGAAGAUUAUUAAAGAUAGUCCUCAAGAGCAUGAAGGAAAUUGGAAGAUAAUAUUAUCGAAGCUUAAUCCAAUUUUAUUAAUUCAUCAAAAAUAUUUUAAGGACCAUCAAAGCCUCUCUUGAUCACUUGGAAAAAGUUAUAAGAAGUUUAUUUAUAAUAAAGUAAUGAUGAUUUGCCGAAGAUUACAUUUUCAAAAUUUUAAGCCAGAUAAACCAAAUAUUAACAAAACAGUUUUAUAUCGCAAAAUCAAGAAUCAUUUCAUAUCAAAAGUCGAUACACUCAUAGUAAACAACCAACAACUAUCCUUAAAGACCAUCAAUGAGAUCGCACAAGAAAUCAAUGAAGGCCAAUGAGACCCCUCUCUCACUCAAGAAAUCCAAAAACUAGACGAUAUCCAUAAUAUCCCACCUCCUACUCCCCUAGACCAUCCCUCACCCCAUCACCAAACACUCUCAUCCACAAGAGCGAACGGGGUAUCAACCACGCAGCCCAGAACAGUCUACCCCAAAAUCCCUUCGCCAAGCUCAGGUACUCUUGUCCGUAACUCCUAGGCUCUAUGUACAGGUUCAAUGUCUUGAAGAAAAGUGCCAGUGCCAGUAGCGAAGCUUAUUUUGUAUAAUUCAUCAAAACCUUCA
Molecule: messenger RNA, 1204 nt
Organism: Moneuplotes crassus
Lineage: Eukaryota; Ciliophora; Spirotrichea; Euplotida; Euplotidae
Source: the annotation of a GenBank genome assembly